Diaporthe amygdali is the source of this 2505-nucleotide messenger RNA. RefSeq lists its product as uncharacterized. The record is from RefSeq and is a predicted model, not a curated record. Bases 1 to 2505 code for a protein of 834 amino acids. The transcript is spliced from 6 exons. Lineage: Eukaryota; Fungi; Ascomycota; Sordariomycetes; Diaporthales; Diaporthaceae.
AUGAGGUCCUCCUUUGUUGCGCUCGUUCCCGCAUUUGGGCUCUGCCUGAGCAGGCUCGUCCAAAAUCCGAUAGAGCCACGGCAAAACGGUGGCUCUCAAGAUGAAUCAGAAUCAAUUUGCAUCACGUAUGUUACGACAUACCUGGCUACUCUAGAGCCUGGGAAGGCCACUCUCGCACAGGGUGGCGGGCCUUCGUUGAGCGCAGGAGCCUUCCUGGAGAUCCCACCUGGGCUUCCACCCAGAUCCCAUGGGAACCAACCUGAACCACUAUACACGCAGCCUCCACCCAAUCCAUAUGGUAACCCACCAGCACCGCAAGCUCCAUCGCCUCCUGCAGACUCUUAUGGCAGCGGGCCAGACUCUUAUGGAAGCGGCCCAGACUUCUAUGGCAACGGCCCAGACUUCUAUGGCAGCCCGGGAGACUCUUAUGGUAGCCCGGGAGACUCUUAUGGCAGCCCGCCUGAGCAGCAGCUGCCACCCAACUCGUAUGGCAACCCGCCAGCACCGCAACCUCCGUCGCCUCCGCCAGACUCUUAUGGAAACUCACCGGCGCCACCUCCGAACUAUGGCACCGAGCCUGCGCCACCUCCGGUCGUCUCCUACGGUAACUCACCCGUACCACCGGCGGAAACGCUGCUUCCGCCCAACUCGUACGGAAAUCAAGAUUUCUGGAUUCUCAACGUAGAGGCUUUGACGCCUGUGGCACAACCAGCACCACAGAAUCGGCGCGCUGUUUUUGACCCUACAGCAAAUACUAACCUUGGUUACGUUGCCCAAACUAAUGUCACGAAGACUUGUUCCAAUGCAGCCCCUUACCAGCGAAUAAAUGGCCAAUUUAUUGAUCUAUACACUGGGUUGGCAUUAUCCGUCAACGUGGGUGUGCCGUUCAUCAACUUCACACUCGCUGGCCAGGGCUCUAUUUCAACCACGUUUAGUAUUGUGGAUGGUUUAUUGCAGUGGUUUAAUCCAUUGUUCUAUAAUGGCCAGGCUACAUUCUGUGUGGUCGGUAGUGCGAUCUAUGCCACCUUCACCUCGUCGGGACGACCUGCGGGCUGUGUCACCGUCGACCUCGUUUUACUUCCACUGGACAGCUGUGUCAAUGGUGUUGUUAGUGGUAUUCCCCCAGUCACGCAGUUGCCAUCCACGGCCGCGAUACCGUCGGCCACAAUACCAAACCCCGUUUCCACAACUAUCAAGUGGGAUACCCUCAGUUCCAUCGUCGCCAGCUGCUUCUGUCAGUGGAUUGCCCAGUAUACAACCUUCUGCCCCCUCGGCGGCACCAUCGACAGCGUCCCUCUCCCUCAGUUCUCCGCCGGCAAGCGGCACUGGCACGUCACCUGUGCUGCCCUCUGUCAUCGCAUCGCGACUCCAUCAGCUUCCGGCUCUGGGUCAAACCCAACCCAGACUGUCAUUGCUGGCCUGUCGUUCAACAUAGCUCUUUCACAGUACCUGAACAACCCGGCAGACACCAUCACAGGCAUCAGCACUAAUCCUGUGUCGCCUUUCCUGGGCGAUUUACUGGACGCGGCCAACAAGCAAAUCGUUGGCACUGUUCCUCUAAACGCACCUGCGGGUCUCGUUGUGAUGUCGCUUAAUGUGCAAGGCCAAGCUGGUCUGUAUGUCAAGCAGGUUUACGUUCGCGUUGUUCCAUCGAAUAUCAUUACCGUUGGGCAGCCUUUCACCAUUUCGCUGUCGCAAUACUUGGCAAACGCUGCAGACACAAUUACCGGUCUUGUCUCACUUCCGAGUCUACUAGGAUUCCUUCAGGAUGAUUUGAACGCCGGCCAAAAGCAGAUCACUGGUGUAGUCCCGACCACGGCUAUCACAGGGGAGCUCUACGACCUCGUCAAUCUCAUCAACUUCCACACCGCUGUCUUCUGGAGCGCCAUCGUCGUCUGGGGUAUCAAGUGCAUCUUCGCGGUCAUCAGCGAUAUCGUCCACGUCAAGAACCAGUUCAAUUUCCACGACACAGUCUGUAGCUUCUGUUUCAAGCGGCGGAUCAUCCGUCGCCCAAUCAACAACACGUUCUUCCACUUCCUCGUUGUCAACAGCCCUAUCAAGCCAAAGUAUACAAAGUCCAUCAACCAGUGGCUCGUCAAGCUCACGACCAACUUCAGGAGCUACGACAUCUUUGGCAACUUCUUCUUCCCCAACUUUGUCAUCUCCAGGACUGGAACCCCCCCAGACGUUAGUUCCUGUAACAAGUGGUCCCUUUUCAGCAGCUACACCAAGCACUCAGAGUCUUUCUGGAUCAGGCGGCUCAAUAUCGACCUCGCAGUCAAUAGGCGGUUCCAGUACUGGAAUUACUUCCAGCCUUGCAGGCUCAACGAGCCAACCGGUGAGCUCAUCAGGGCAACCCGUGUCGAGCCAAAUUGGCUCGUCUACUGCAGCAAGCCAAUCGCUGUCGAGUUCCCCCGGCCAAACAAGUGUAUCGACCCCACUGAGCUUGUCAACCGAGUCCGUACAAUCUACCUCAAUUCCAGCCACGACUGGAGCGAGCACUAG